CGCCUAUUUUUCGUCAUGGAAUAUGUCAAUGGAGGAGACCUAAUGUUUCAGAUACAACGUUCACGCAAAUUUGACGAGCCUCGCUCCCGCUUCUAUGCAGCAGAAGUCACGUCAGCACUCAUGUUUCUACAUCAACAUGGUGUCAUCUACAGGGACCUGAAACUGGACAAUAUUCUUUUGGAUGCAGAAGGUCAUUGCAAACUGGCUGACUUUGGAAUGUGUAAGGAAGGAAUCUUGAAUGGAGUAACGACUACUACCUUUUGUGGAACACCAGACUACAUAGCUCCAGAGAUCCUCCAGGAAUUAGAAUAUGGUCCUUCUGUAGACUGGUGGGCACUAGGGGUUCUCAUGUAUGAAAUGAUGGCUGGACAGCCUCCCUUUGAAGCUGAUAAUGAAGAUGACCUCUUUGAGUCUAUCCUACAUGACGAUGUCCUCUAUCCAGUUUGGCUUAGCAAAGAAGCUGUCAGCAUUUUGAAAGCUUUCAUGACAAAAAACCCAAAUAAGCGUCUGGGCUGUGUGGCAUCUCAGAAUGGUGAAGAUGCCAUUAAACAGCAUCCAUUUUUCAAAGAAAUUGACUGGGUUCUUCUAGAACAAAGGAAAAUCAAGCCACCCUUCAAACCUCGGAUUAAAACCAAAAGGGAUGUAAAUAAUUUUGAUCAAGACUUUACACGAGAAGACCCAAUAUUAACACCAGUGGAUGAGACAAUUAUAAAGCAAAUCAACCAAGAAGAAUUUAAAGGCUUCUCAUAUUUUGGAGAAGAGCUGCUGCCAUAAGAAAUUCCCCCACCCCUAAAUUGGAACCACCAGAUCCCAGAUGCUGCAAGUUGUGGUUCUGAAAAAUCCUCCAGCUACACCAUCGAGAACUGCUUCUCUGACCAUGAGCCUAAACCCAUUACUUUCUACUGUCUAUUUAUUGUUAUAUUUCUUUGAUCUGGAGGCACUCAUAAUAGCUGUUUUACAAAGCAAUGCAAAAUAUUUUGUAUUAGAAAUUGUAAAGGUAACACAUUGCUGUUGUUUCUUGCUGCUGUUUCUCUCAUUCUCUCUUUUUUUCCCUUUCUCUUGAGACUUUCUUUUAUUUCCAGGAAGGCUUUGCCUUUAUUUUUUUUUAUCAUCUAACAUUGUCAAAAGCAAUUUGUUCAACCAUUUUUAACAUUUAAAAAUCACUAGGAAUUUUAACUUCAUCUUUUAAUGCUUAAAAUUGUGGUCUAGAGUACGUACUGAGGGUUAGAUAAUUUUUUUUCCAAGGUGCCGUAAAUACUUAUCCCAUCACAUUGUGCUGCACGGAUAAGUAUAUGUGUUAUAUGAAUAUAGAGAGGGAGGAAAUAAUUCAUUAUGACUUAUUUUCAUCUCAGAUAUGAACCUAUAAAUCAGCCAUAAUAUUUACUGGGUCUGGAAUCAAUUCAUUGCAUUCUGUGAUGAUUGCCAGAAGGGCCUUAUGAAGCAUGAGAGGUAAACCUAAAACCCAUUUACCAUUAGUUUCUAUAGAAUGUGAACUGGAAUGGUUGAGAUCAUAUCCUUAAGAUGCAAAUAGAUAGGAUUGGGAUCCUAGUGAACCCCAAUUCCUCAACUGGCAUCUCUUUCCAAGUUAUGUUGCAUAUAAUGCAAUCUUAGGAAAGUGAAGUUUUGCAUUUAGGGACAGGCAAGAGAAAUGUGCCCUUAAUCUGUCAAAUGUGAUUCCCUCUUCCUCAGUGCUGGCUGAGGAAUUCUGGGAGUUGAAGUCCACACAUCUUAAAGUUGCUGAGGUUGAAAAACUCUGUCUUAGAAGGUAAACAUUUUAAAUCUUACCUGGGGAGGCUAAACCUUUGGGAACUAUUUGGAGAGGAAAAAGUAGCUGCUGUGAGGAAGUGUUAGGCACCUCUCCACUCUUAGGACUACGCAUCUUAAAAUUGCAGGCUCAAGCUUGCUUUAAAAAGAUUGGGGGUGAGGGGACUUUAAUUUUUUGUCUCCUGCUGCCAUUGUAAUCUGGACUGUAGUUCCUAUUGUAGAUGCAAGCAACUCUGUUCAGUCUGAUUCUAUCAGAGAACAAAGCCCCCUAUUCUUCCCCUUAGAUUCAUUGAAAUAAUUUGGAUUUCAUUUUGCUUCAACUAACUUAAAUUCAGUUCCUUUCUUAGGUUUUAAGUAUGACUGGCUGGGUUAAAAAUUCUACACAUUAGGGCUAAUCAUGCAAGUUAUUUGUAGAACCCAAUUUAAUACAUUUCCUUCCAAUUCAUGUGCUUAGAAUGGAGAUGCCAGGUUUCCAGUAUUAAAAAUAAAUGGAAUGAAACAUUCACCCUUGAAAGGCAAACCUGUUAUGUAUCAGUGUGAGAUGUACUGAGAUCUGUCUAGGCCAAGAUGGCUAAUAAUUGAUGCUCCCAAUAUAAUAUCAUAUAUGGAUGCAUUAUCUGCUGUCACAACACUUGUUCCCACACUGUUUGCUCUUUAUAGGGUGGGGAGAGAACAUGCUAGAAACUCACUCAGUUCUAGUGCACAUAAAUAGUUUACUGCCCAGAGGCUGAAAUCCACAAAAGCAACUGAAAACAGCUUCCAUUUGAAUUCAGAUUAGUUUUCAUCCAUCUUUGCUUGGAGGGUUAAAUGGAAAGAUAACUGAAAUUUGUUGAUACAUUGCAUUUUUAUCAGAAGUAAGAUUUUUAAAAUUACACUGCCUUAGUUGAUUUUUUAAAAAAAAGCCUUCCCUCUUUGUGAUUGGAAGUGACAGAGAGCAGCAUAUCAACAAUUCUCAGAAUAAAAAGAUGUGAAGAACCCUACAUAAUCUGCCCUCAUUUGUUUCCCAAUGAGUUCAAAGGAAAAGGCAGCUUUGCACAUGGAAUCAGAAGUUGCCAUGAUGUCCAGACUUCGUUCAGGGUAAACAUGCACCAGGCUGGCCAGUUGCAGAGAAAAUGGGAAAUAGUUCUUGCUAGCCAUAGACACACAGGUGCAAAGUCUUUCUUUAACUGCUUUUUGGUGUUGCACUGUCUCCCUAGUCAGAACCAGGGCUUCGGGUGCCAAGAGCCACUCUAGGCUUGUGGGUUGAUGGCUGCCCAAGAUUAAUACACAGUCAAUUGCAGAAAACAAUUUCCUCUGUUAAUUCCGAUGGGAGCGUAGGCUGAGAAUGCCAUCAGGAUGAAAAAGCCAUCAUGCGCUAUGCAGGACUUCCAUAAGUACAUUGGGAUUCUGAGGCUGAACUGUGCCACUUUUAUCCAUGAGUAAACCUCAAACAUGGUGGAACUUAUUUCUAAGCACUCAUUGAAAACAUAGUUAGAAACUCCAUGAAGUUCUUCCUGAAAUCUGUUUCUUGCAACUUUUUUCCUAGAAAUGUAAGUAAUUGACAGGGAGAAAUCCUGCUCAUCUCCUCUUUUCUGUGGGUUUCACCCAUACUUAUAGUAGAGCAGCUUGUCAAUAUGUUAACAAGCCAAGCUGUGAUAUAUCAGUGAAUGGGGCAAAAUGAUUUACCCCCCAAAAAAAAAGAUGAAAAUACAUAUAUAUUUAAAGAGCACUUCUUUGCAAGGCUGGGUCUUCAAAAAGCAAAUAGUCUGACUGAAAGGUUUAUGAUUAAAACAAAAAACACUAUGGAAAACAUUUCAGGAAAAAAGUAUUUUUUUAAAGAAUACAUGAUUUUUAAAAAAUCGCAAACACAAAUGCUACAAAGACAGGUGUUUAAAGGGCUAAGAAUGGACAAAUUCUCCAAAAGCCUAUACUAGCUUUAAUAAAGCAACAUAGGUUUUCUACAGUUCUUACAGCUGCUUUGCCAUACUCAUGAUAAUCCUUCCAUAGUAAAACUGUUCAAAAGCUUGUGCCUAAAUCAUUUAUGUCAUUGGUGCAGUGACAGGUUUGAAAGGGACUUAAGGGGGAGGGGAGUCUUCUUUUUUUCUUUUUUAUGUAUUGAACCUGAAUGAUGACCUGCUUUGCUUAUUUAAUUUUAAUUUCAAUAGCAGUGUGUUACUUUUGCAGGCUUUCACACACAAAAUAAAAAUGGGAGUAACCCAUCUUUCUUUGUACAUAGCCUUUGUCCUCCCUUUCUCUUUGCUGAAUGGUCACCUCCAGUUACCUCUGUCCUCUUCUGGGCCCUGCAUAGUGGCCCUGGCCAUGAGGGAGGGCGGAGGGGCUGGGGACAGAGAUCCUGGGAUACUGUACUACUGUACUGUGGGUCAGCCCAGUAGUACCGCUGUUUGGUUGUUGAAAAAUGGUUUGAAAGAUCUGGUGUGAUAACUGUGGUCGAUGGGAAAAACGCCAAGCCAAGCCAAGCCUAGCCAUUCAUGAUGUGAAAAAGGAGGGAGAGACUAAGAUCAAGAUUCAAAAACUGACAUUGUUGAAGGUUGUAAAUGGAUUUUCUUAUGUAAUCAUUACAAAUUGGUAACUCAUGUGGAAAAUACAUUAAGAAAGAAAUGUGAAGUUACCGCUUGUAGAUAUGCUGACAGUGUUAUUUACUCAUAUUUCUGGGAAUACUGCAUUUCUGUAUAUGUGUGUGUGGACAUGCGUGCUUGUAUAUGUAUCAUUCACAUCUAUAUAUAUAUGUAUAUGUAUAUAUACGUAUAUAUACGUGUGUGUGUGUGUGUGUGUGCGUGUGUGUGUGUA
Python bivittatus (Burmese python) is the source of this 4551-nucleotide messenger RNA. NCBI's taxonomy places the organism in Eukaryota, Metazoa, Chordata, Lepidosauria, Squamata, Pythonidae. The record is from RefSeq and is a predicted model, not a curated record.